Messenger RNA from Mercenaria mercenaria, 3694 nucleotides. RefSeq names its product universal stress protein YxiE-like. Lineage: Eukaryota; Metazoa; Mollusca; Bivalvia; Venerida; Veneridae. The coding region runs from base 175 to 648 and encodes 157 amino acids. The transcript is spliced from 4 exons. The record is from RefSeq and is a predicted model, not a curated record.
GGCCUAGCCAGUGGGAAGUAGAUAAUACUUUGUCACACAUUCAAACGUGCAUAUCAAAUAGCAAUAGUUUAUAAUCGUUUUAUGUAUAAAUCGGUAGUUUUCCACUUAUUUUUCUCUCUGGCAUAUUUUACGUGGAUGAUGUGUUAAACUAUCAGGAAGAAAACGGCAAACAAAAUGGAAAAAGGAAUGAAAGUUUUAAUAGCAAUGGACGGUAGUAAAUAUUGUGAUUAUGCAUUCGAUUGGUAUUUAGAAAAUGUGAAGAAACAUAGCGAUUAUGUUAUUUUGAUACAUUGUGUGGAGAUGAACACUAUUGCUGCAAUGCCUGGUGAUAUUGGUGCCUCAGGUUUACUUGUGAGAUCUAUAGAACAAGAAAGAGCAGCAGCUGAAAAGUACCUUCACGAGCUUACAGAACGUAUGAAAGCUGCUAAUCUCCACGGCAAGGUAAAAAGAACCAAUGGACCAGCCAGAUCAGAAAUACUCCGUGUGGCAGAGGAAGAGAAAGUCGAUAUGAUAAUCACAGGAACACGAGGUAUGGGUACUGUGAGGCGUACGUUGCUAGGCAGUGUUAGUGAUCACGUGCUUCAUCAUUCUCACGUGCCUAUAAUCAUCUGCAGACAUAAGGACGAAGUACAAGGUGUAAAGAAGUAAUAUAUAAUUAAGUCAACUAGAACUGGAUGCCAGAAACGAAUUCUUGAAAUCUGUCAGUGUUGUUUUAUUUUAUUACAAUGAACUUCUUUGUAAAAAUAUUUAAAAUGCUUAGACAUAAACGCACAUGAACUAUAUGAAAUAUUCAUAAUGAUACCGAAAGUCCUACUUAGGUUUAAGCAUUUAUGAUUACAGCCAUUGUGUACUAGGAUGUUAGAUAUAAAAUCACGUGACCCAUAUUACAGGUGUGCAAUUUGAUAUUUGUAGUAGACACUGAGAAGAGAUUAUUCAUAAGCAUGUAUUAUGUUCGUGCUUUUUAUGAUAAUUUUGAUGUACAUGUUUAUAUACAUGGUUGCCCGUUUAAUCAGCAAUAUUUAUAUGUCAAAUGAAAGUCCCAGCUGAGUUUUGAUUUUUCGCAUGAACUCUGUGUGUUUUUCCACAGAAAAAAAAUGAAAUAAUAAUUAGUGAUGCUUAGAUCAUAAAACUGAUAGUAUUUGUUCAUCCAAGCACAUUCUUCAUUGAAAUAUAGCCUAAUGUCUAUUUACUCUUUUGUAUUCUCUGAAGAGUAAUGCAAUAGGACCAAUCUAUGAAAGAUAAGCAAUGUCAGAGUACCUUUUAACCAAAGGUUUUUGUUGAGUUAUAGUUGGUUUAUAUCUGUUGUAACAUUAUGUAACUGUUAUCAGGUCUAAACCAGUAUACAUUUUAUUGCAUUGUUACAUUUGCAACCCAUGAAUAUUCGUAUACCAUGAACUUAUUCUAUAAUGUAUAAUGUAAAACUUGAUUUGUUUACCAGAUACGUUGUUCAUAAAAGGGUAAGAUAGUUAAAAGCUUAAAACUUUACGCAUAUUUGUAAUGCUUUUACAUUCUUUUUAUUGCACUGCAUUAAAGACUCACGCACGGCGGUGAUAUGUUAUCAUUUAAACUCGUAUUUUAUAUUCAAAUUGUCCACAUCAACACUGGUCAAAGGAAAAUGUAAUACAUUAUCUAUGUUUGUGCUAAAGUUAUUUCAUACAGUUAUUAUUAUGAUAUAGAUUGUUACCCUGCGGUCGAUAAACACAGUAUUUCCAGUUUUAUCUCUCAAAUUUGAUAUUUGUGUUAAAAUGAGAUUUUGUAAGGCUUCAAUUUGAAAUUUCAAUAUCAGUUUUUAUGAGGUUUCAAAUUGAUAUCUGAAAUGAAAUUAGAUUUCAUGAUGUUUCAAUUUAAUUUGAUAUCUAAACUGGAAAGAUAUUCAGAAUGCUCCAUUUUUUACGUCUUAAUAGAAAUUAGUUUUCAUAAUGUUGAAGCUGAUACCUUAAAUAAAAUAAGCUUUUAAUGUUCAAAUUUGAUAUGAAGUCAGUAUUUACGAGGUUCAAUUUUCAUUUCUUAAUGUUUUGAUGCCAGUUAGAUGUUUCAGUGUAAAUAGGUCAGACUUGAUAUUCAGACAAUUUGGAAGACUUGAAAUGAAGUACAAUCCAUUCGAUUUACUUUUAUUUCACUCGAAGUUUACAAGUUUUACCUGUACUACUUAACGGUUUGUUUGUGUAAAAAAAAAUCUGUGGUUUCCAUUGUAUUCCAAAUUUUAGAAUUUCCUAUUUACUAGGGAAUAUUUUAUUUCGACGAAAAUAGUAAGAAUAAUUGUAUUAGUGGUUUCCAUUAAAUUCUUACAAAAGUAAACAUUAACUUGUGUUUCUUUGACAUGAAAACUUUUGAGGUACAUUUUAAAUUCACCAAUUAGAUAUUUUCUCUAAUGAAUCCAGGUAAUAAACAAGCAAAAAGACAUAAGUAUUAUCAAAUACAAACUUACAAUUUCUGGUCUAAAACUGUGACGAAAUCAACAGCAGGCAUUAUAGUAGUAACGAAACUAUGAAUAUUCGAAUAAGAACUGACUGGUAUCCUGGCAACUGUACAGAUGUUGUUAUUCUCUUUAUGCUCUUAAGAGGGUUACGUCUGGCUUAGACAAUUGACACUAUAUCUCCUCCUUAAUAUAUACCAUGAUGUUUUGAACACAGAAUUAAAACAAUUUAUCCUAAAUCUCUGACAAAGAGGACCACGACCAUGUACUGGUUUACUGACAGAUUUAAAAUAACAUUUGCUCUAUGUUAAUGACAUAUUAGCGUAUACAAAAAAGUUCUUCGAUGUAGAUUUAAGUGAAGUUUCUACUUUCUCUGAAUCUGUCCAUUUUCCACGAAGUGAAGAAAUAUUAGAUAGGAUCGUUGCCUUGUUUUUAUUUAAAGGAAAAGAUUGAUUUAGAGUUUUAUGACAUACCAUAUAAUGAUUCAUGUAAUAAUGUUUUUUUCAUUAUGUCAUUUCAAAGCGAUUGUUUUGUGAGAUAGUUCCCGUUUUUCGUACAAAUUCAACUUCAUAUUGAUGUUUACAACAUACUCUUGAUGUCAUUCACAUACUAGCUUACAAGUACCUACAAGUACUGGAAACUAUCUGUUUUAAAAUCUGGAAGCUUCGAGUCCUAUAAAAAAAUUAAAGACUAUUUCGUUCACUGAGUACAACAAAUUGAUUUAUUCUAACAUGGCUCGAUUUUAUUUUCAGUUAAACGAAGAAGGAAAUCAAGCUCUGUAUAUUCUGCGAUAAACAACGGUUGACGCGCGGACCGGUAAGAGGGCAUUAUGACGUCAAUUAUGACGUCAAAUUGCCGCAUGACGUCCGAUACAUUACUUCUCGCGUAAAUGAAGUCCAGCAUAAUAUUUAUUAAAUUAUGUCAAUGAGCAUGUCAGAAUGAAAACAAUCAAGGCCUUCUUGUGAUUUAUCGUCUAAUUUACCACGGUUCAUCGUUCAGGUGCUUCGGUAUUUAACCACUCGGGCUAACGCCCUCGUGGUUCAAUUCCUACGCAUCUGAACUCUGAACCGUGGUAAAUUAGACGAUAAACCACUCAAAGGCCUUGAUUAUUUGUUAAUUUAAAGACUCUUAGCUUGGGUCUUCAUCUACGUAUAAAAGCCAUGCUGUAGAAGCCUACUUCUUGUUUUUUUCUCAGUUUACAUUUUCCGAAAUUUAUCUAUGUGUAUAUAAAUGUAUAUGUUAUAGAUAUUUGAUAAUAUAUAAAGAAAUCCACCAAUG